Molecule: messenger RNA, 1224 nt
Organism: Lachancea dasiensis
Lineage: Eukaryota; Fungi; Ascomycota; Saccharomycetes; Saccharomycetales; Saccharomycetaceae
Source: the annotation of a GenBank genome assembly
AUGGCUAGCAUUAUAGAGGCGUCUGCCGCCUUGAGAAAACGUAAAAACCUCAAAAGAGGAAUUAAUUUCACCCUAAUGGUUGUUGGGGAGUCAGGAAGUGGCAGAUCAACUUUCGUGAAUACCCUCUGCGGCCAACAAGUGGUAGAUGUUUCCACGACCAUCAUGUUGCCCACUGAUACUUCGACACAGAUAGACCUUCAACUCAGGGAGGAGACAGUGGAAUUGGAGGACGAUGAAGGUGUCAAAAUCCAACUGAAUAUAAUUGACACACCAGGUUUUGGUGAUUCGUUAGACAACUCUCAAAACUUCAAUGUGAUUUCAGACUACAUAAGACAUCAGUACGAUGAGAUUUUGCUGGAGGAGAGUCGCGUUAGGAGAAACCCGCGCUUCAAAGAUGGUAGGGUACACUGUUGUUUAUACCUCAUCAACCCAACCGGGCAUGGGUUGAAGGAGACCGAUGUGGAAUUCAUAAAGACAUUGGGGGCGCUGGUCAAUGUGAUCCCAAUCAUUAGCAAAGCAGAUUCGCUAACUCCUGCUGAGCUCAAGCUCAAUAAAAAGCUAAUUAUGGAGGACAUUGAAUACUACCACCUGCCCAUUUAUAACUUUCCCUUCGAAGAGUCCGAUAUCUCUGACGAAGACUACGCUACGAAUAUGCGCUUACGCUCGCUAAUGCCGUUUUCCAUUAUAGGUUCUAACGAGGUGUACGAUCUGGGCGACGGUACUCUGAUUCGUGGGCGUCAGUACCCAUGGGGAACUCUGGACGUCGAGGACCCUACGGUCUCUGAUUUUGUGCAUCUCAGAAACACCCUCUUGAUUUCACAUCUGCAUGACCUCAAAGAUUAUACCCAUGAAAUUCUGUACGAACGCUAUAGAACCGAGGCCCUGUCUGGCGGCGCUUCAAACUACGGCCACGGAUCCCGCUCAAUCAAUACCGAGACCGGUGCUCCUUCUCCAGGCGCCUCAGGGAAGGCAUCGCUACACGCUGCAGACUCUGAGUCUAUCGAUUCCUCUAAACUCCAAUCUGGUAAUCAAGAUACCUACCUAGCACGGGAAGAACAAAUAAGACUCGAAGAAGAAAGAUUGAAGGCUUUCGAGGAGCGCGUACAACAAGAGCUCCUAAUGAAGAGACAAGAACUAUUACAGAGAGAACAGGAACUCAGAGAUAUCGAAGAAAGGAUUGAAAAGGAGACUAGACUAAAAGCGGAAAUGGGGACUCUUGAAUAG